ACGGGUGUUUUUCUGUGACGCCCCAGCACAGAUGGUUGCAGUUGCAGGAAGUCUGCCCUUCAACUUCCGCGGCUUUGCAGCCUCAUUCGGCACAAACAAGUCUUGCCAGCUCUUGGGAGGGCCGAUCCAGCCUGCCAUGUCCCGCGUCGCCAGCGUGGUGUGCGCUGUUUCCCUGGCGCUCUACGGCGCCAGCUGCUUCAUCCUGCCGGCCAGCACGCCACGUGGCGCGCCGCAGCAGGGUGCCGGCGCGGUUGCGCAGCAGCCAAGUGCUGCCGCCACUCAGGAGUCCGCUGGAUCUUGGAGCCCUCUCGCCAUCGGCGCUGCCCUGGGACUGCUGGCCGCAGUGGCCACCACCCGGCCUGCCCUGGCGGCGGACCUGGAGAACGGCGAGGCCGUGUUCCAGGGCAACUGCACGGCCUGCCAUGCGGGUGGCAACAACAGCAUCGUGGCUGAGAAGAAGCUGAAGAAGGAUGCUCUGGUCACCUACGGCAAGUACGAUGUGAGCGCCAUCAUCACCCAGGUCACCAACGGCAACGGCUCCAUGCCUGCAUUCGGUGACAAGCUGGGCCCUGAUGACAUCGAGGAUGUGGCGAACUACGUCUACAACAAGGCGGACAAGUGGUAAGCCUGGAGGGCCCUUUGAACGGUUUGGUCGCUGCUCUAGGCUCAAUUUUACCUGUAUGUAGUGUUCCGGUGCGGUUUGUACAUCGCCACGUGGCGCUGUACACCGUUCGGUGUUCAGUCGGAUCGCGGCAAGUGUGAGCUAGAGGACGUUCACGCAGUUGCCAGUAUGAUUUGAC
Effrenium voratum is the source of this 800-nucleotide messenger RNA. The record is from the annotation of a GenBank genome assembly. NCBI's taxonomy places the organism in Eukaryota, Dinophyceae, Suessiales, Symbiodiniaceae.